Messenger RNA from Acanthocheilonema viteae, 312 nucleotides. The record is from the annotation of a GenBank genome assembly. Lineage: Eukaryota; Metazoa; Nematoda; Chromadorea; Rhabditida; Onchocercidae.
AUGUCCGGUUUGCCGCAAACAGGUUGGAGUUGCGAACUUUUAAAGAUGGUGAUCCAUCGUUUGCCGUCCUGUCGACAUCAGUUCGUUCACUCGGUGAAAGCGAAACGGAAUGAAGCGUCAUCUGAGAUUGAACUUCACCGCAUCGGACUUAUUCCAAGGAAGCUGUGUAAUGGCUGGAUAAGAGAAAAACCGAGCAAAAAUAGUAGUCGAUGUAAUGGUAAGGAUAUGAUGAACUUUGAAAGGGAUUCGGCUGCCUUGUUAACAACGGUCAGUGCCGUGGCAGUAAAUAUGGCUCCGAGCAAUACUGCUUGA